UGCUCAGCUCAGUUCUUAAUUGAGUUUCGCUAUGUUUUGUUCACGACAAAGUGCGCUUUUGCAAAUUUUUGUUCUACUUGCUGGCGAUCUGGUGUUGUUGCUCCUUUACAGCACUACCGCCGAUGCGUAUUCCGGUCUGAUACCGCCCGAUCCAGAUAAUCCCGGUAAAUGUGUUUAUCGCGGCGAUGAGCUCAAGCUGGGCGUAAAUUUGGGCAUUGCACCGUGUCAGCGCCUCACCUGCCAUGAGAAUGGUUCCAUACUAAUUGAAGGGUAAGUGAGUGGUAAUGGAAAAUG
Rhagoletis pomonella (apple maggot) is the source of this 294-nucleotide messenger RNA. RefSeq lists its product as uncharacterized. Bases 32 to 274 code for a protein of 80 amino acids. The transcript is spliced from 2 exons. NCBI's taxonomy places the organism in Eukaryota, Metazoa, Arthropoda, Insecta, Diptera, Tephritidae. The record is from RefSeq and is a predicted model, not a curated record.